GAAGCGUCAAGUUUUAAGGUGGAACGUCAAAAAGAAGCUGGACUCAGCCUUGUUCUACAGAAUUUGAAAGUGUUUGAUGAUCAGCACAGCGGGCCCUGUGGGUAAAUGGAAGGCAAUGGCACGUCCAUCUUUACCAUCCUCUUUGGACUCCACAUUACCUGGAAUAUCUCGAGAAGUGCUGUCUGUGUCCAUGGAACCAAAAUAUCAAUGUCAGCAGUGCAAAGAUAUUCUUAGAAAACCUUUCCAAGCACAGUGUGGACAUCGCUUCUGUGUGUUCUGUUUCAAACAACUCACCAGCUCAGGGCCCAUACCCUGCGAAGCCUGUCGUGCUGAGGGUAUAUUUGAAGAGACAGUGUCAGUGCUCAAUAUUGACGUGGCAUUUCCUGAUAAUGCCGCACGAAGAGAAAUUGAUAGCUUGCCUGCAAAAUGUCCAAAUGACGGAUGUAGUUGGUCUGGAACACUGAAAGAGUAUGAGGGUCAACAUGAAGGUCGUUGUGACUUUGAACGUAUAAAAUGUGAAGCAUGUCAAGCACUCAUCUUGUCAAGUGAGAAAGAUCGCCACAAUGAGCGGGAAUGUGAGGCCAGAACCCUGAACUGCAAAUACUGCAAGGUCACAUUCAACUUUAAAGAAAUUAAGGCUCAUGAUGAAAUAUGUCAGAAAUUUCCCAUGCAAUGCAAAGACUGUGGUAAAAAGAAAAUCCCCAGAGAAAAGUUUCAAGAGCACAUCAAGUCUUGUGCAAAGUCUAAAUCGGCAUGCCAGUUCAGAGAAAUUGGCUGCAGGGCAGUGGUUGACAAUAGUAAGCAGCAGGAUCAUGAGCAGACCAGCGUGUUAGAACACAUGCGUCUCUUGCUGGCUGUGCUGUCCUCGGGAGAUUGGCAGGACGAUUCUGGACUAGGAUUGUAUCGGGGACCUGAAGACGCACCUCCAGUGGGGGCUCAUGCUGUUAACCAUAAUGCAGGAAGAGGAGGCAGUCCGGGUGUACAGCAGAAAGCCUCAGCAUUGGAGAACAUAGUGUGUGUGUUGAACAGGGAGGUGGAGCGAUCGGCCCUCACCCUGGAGGCACUGUCCCGUCAACAUCGGCUAGACCAGGAAAAGAUAGAGAACUUGGCAAACAAGGUGCGACAGCUGGAACGGAUUUUAACCACGCGAGAUCUACAGUUAGCAGAAUCAGAGCAGUCCUUGCGGGAGCUGCAGUUUUGUACAUAUGAUGGAGUUUUCAUUUGGAAAAUAGCAGACUUCUCUCGUCGCAGACAAGAUGCAGUCGGGGGCCGUGCACCUGCCAUGUUCUCACCUGCGUUCUACUCCAGUAAAUAUGGGUAUAAGAUGUGUCUGAGACUAUACCUGAAUGGUGAUGGCACAGGUCGGGGCACUCAUCUUUCUCUAUUCUUUGUGGUCAUGAGGGGCAAAUAUGAUGCACUGCUGAAGUGGCCCUUUAGCCAGAAGGUGACAUUGAUGUUGUUGGACCAGAACAACAGAGAGCACAUCAUUGACGCCUUCAGGCCUGACGUGAGCUCCACAUCCUUUCAGAGACCCAUCAGUGAAAUGAACAUAGCCAGCGGUUGCCCUCUCUUCUGCCCUCUCUCUAAGCUGGCAGGCAAAAGCUCAUAUCUUAGAGAUGACACCAUAUUUAUUAAAGCCAUUGUCGACCUCACCGGCUUAUAAAACAUUGGAAUUAUUCAUAAUAAUAA
This is a messenger RNA of Carassius carassius (crucian carp), 1689 nucleotides long. RefSeq names its product Tnf receptor-associated factor 2b (gene traf2b). Gene Ontology annotation, molecular function: zinc ion binding; tumor necrosis factor receptor binding; ubiquitin protein ligase binding. The transcript has 11 exons. The record is from RefSeq and is a predicted model, not a curated record. Bases 77 to 1663 code for a protein of 528 amino acids. NCBI's taxonomy places the organism in Eukaryota, Metazoa, Chordata, Actinopteri, Cypriniformes, Cyprinidae. Gene Ontology annotation, biological process: protein autoubiquitination; positive regulation of canonical NF-kappaB signal transduction; tumor necrosis factor-mediated signaling pathway. Gene Ontology annotation, cellular component: cytoplasmic side of plasma membrane; plasma membrane signaling receptor complex.